GAAACCCGUCUUUGGCAGAGAGCCCGAAACCCAAAGCGGCAGGAAGCAUCAAUCACUCCAUUCCGGUAAAAGUGUGUUCCAUUAGCACGGGUUUGUCCUUUUCUGUGUGAUUUGUUCGAUUCCGCGACUAGGGUUGAGUUACAGUAUUGUCACGGUACGUGAAUUUCGUGAAGAUUGCCAGUCCCAGUCACGAUGUAGGAACCGUCACGAACGGGUGCCGAGAGUAUGUGACACUGAAGAUCGUCCCGCAGGAAGAUCACCCAAUUCGCUGGCUCGAAAUCAACAGUUUGCUAGUGUUCAGUGGUUCCCGACGCAGCCUUUGGGGUGCAUUUAUAAUGCGAUAGUGCUUUAGCGAUACCUCAUUAUACAAAAACAACACACACGCACACACAACGGGCGUCAUCGCGCCAUGCCCCACUGCCGGUGGCAAGUGAUUCCGAGUCUGUCCCCGCUGCUGCUGCUGCCCUCCGCCCGCUAGCCCCUCGGAUCGCUGUGGCAAAGGGGUGUUGGAUGUGAAGUGAAAAGUGAAAACAACGGAGCGGCAAACACACAACACGGGAACCAAACAGUACCGCUUUCGGAUCGCGCAGGGAAAUUUCGUACGAAAAUCUCUGCCCUUUUAUUAAUAUCGCCACCACCACCACCAUCAGCAUCGGUGCGGGACACCGGCCGUCAGAUGCUCCCCUGGACCAACCCAAUUUCCUUGCGGCAAGCCAGCGGGCACCGGAGCGCAACGGAAUAGAGGCCGCAAACGCCUUUGCUCGCAUUUUUAGGCAAUAGAAAACUCUUUCGCCUUGCAAGAGGAGAGAGAAAGAAAGAAAGAAAGAAAGAGAGAGAGAGCAAACUAAAUUAAAAACCCUUUUGGAAAAGCAGUCCCAGUAGUCUGCUGCGAUCAAGGUAGCGUUUUUCGCGAAAUCGAACCUCCGAACGAGAUCCAAGCAACACAGCGGCGGCCGUAGUUUAUGGUACUGCGGGGUACACCAGAUUUGCCUGCCGCUUACAAACAUUCCUGGCACGAUGGACGUCCUGCCGAAAGCUGAAGUGAGCGCGGUCGUCGAGUUUGACUACACGGCCAAGGAGCCGGACGAGCUGACGCUGAAGAAAGGUGCCAUCAUCACGAACAUCAAAGUGCAGGACGGUGGCUGGUGGGAGGGGACACUGAUCAGCACCGGCCGUACCGGUGUGUUUCCGGACAAUUUCGUCCGCGUGCUCGAACAGCAGCAGCCGCCGCCUGCGCUGGUGGUAGAGGACAAGAACGAUGUCGUGCUAAGGGACAAGGGUGCGACGAUCAACCGGCGGUGCCGGGUAAUAUUCAGCUACCGAGAGAACAAACCGGACGAACUGACGUUGGCCGAAGGUGACGUGAUAGAGUUUUACGAAGCCGUCGAGGAAGGAUGGUGGCGGGGCAAGUUGAACGGACGCGUCGGUGUGUUUCCGUCCAAUUUUGUCGAAAUGAUAGAAUCCGUGUCACCGAAGUCGUCGAGCCGCAAGAGCGGUGGCGUCACGAUGAUUGACGGCGGUGGUGGACCAACGGCACUCGGUGUGUCGGUGAGCCUGUCGAAGAACAACAGCCUCAACAAGAGUCGCACGAGCCUCAACAGUAGCUCCCGGGAGGACCUGGACCGGCACGAUGCCCCGUCGCUGCCACCGAAACCGGUGCGCGAGAUGUGCAAGGUGUUGUACGCCUACCAGCCGGCCAACGAGGACGAACUGAAGCUGGUCGAGGGUGACAUCAUCACGAUCCUCACCAAGGAGCUGCCGGACAAGGGCUGGUGGAAGGGCGAGCUGCGCGGUCGGGUUGGUGUGUUUCCGGACAACUUCGUGGCCCUGCUGGCCCCCGAAGGCCACAAGACCGCGCCCACCGUGUCGGCUUCGGUUCGUACCGGUGGCGUGACGGCAUUCAAUCCGGUCAGCGGCGUGGUGUCGAUGGUCAAGGAACCGACCGGACACGGUGGCCAGAGCAUAAAGCCGGACCGACCACCACCCGCCAGCAAGAUGCACAUGUUCACCAAGCAGAACUCAAACACACCCAGCUCCACCACGGUCAAUGCCUUCCGGAAGGAGAGCUUCGGUUCGAAGGAUUCGUUGAACGAAUCGACCGGUGGCGGCGGUGGUUCCCCCUCUGUAACCGGUUCACCAACGUACGGGAGCGUGGCGGCGCACCGGAAGUCGCUGGAAAGCAAAGCGUCGUCCGCCGAGAGCACCGGUGGGGCACCGUCGUCGGGCGCGUUGACGGAGAAGCCGCCCCGGAAGAGCCUCGAAAACAAAUCGGCCAUCGCCUCCGAGAUACGCAAAAGUCUCGAGAACUUGGACAGCGACAAAAAGUCCACCCCGCCACCGGUGCUGGGCAAGAAGCCGCAGGUACCGAUCAAAAAGUCCCCGUCGAUCACGAGCGUCACCGGGAACCUGUUUUCGGGGCUCAAGCAGAAGGUGAAGGGAAGCGGCGGAUCACCGGCGGCGACGGACAAAGGGGACGAGCGCGAUGGUGGUGGCAUGAGCCGAGCACGGUCGGAGGUGGCCGACAACGGUGAUCGCUCCGUGACCGGCGAGCGGAUCAUGGACCUGGAGCUGGGACACGUCGAGCGGGGCACCUCGGUGCUGAAGGACAUGCGGGCGAAUCGGGCAAAGGCACCGAAGCGAAGACCCCCGUCAUCACCGAGCAGUAUUAUAGGCGAUUCGAGUGCCUCAUCCGCGCCCGGCAGCAUCGUCACCACCAACGGCGGCAACCUUAGCAACGGUGGCACUUCCGGGGGCCUGUUUACGCAACUGUCACUCGAACCGGAAAGUCCCAAACCGGGAGUGCUUCUGCCGGACGUCACGAAUUCGCACGCGAUGCCCGCCGCCGAUGCCGGUGAGGAGGUCGCGGCCAAAGCGACGGCUCGGCCGCGUGAGUGGGAAAAGAACAAAGUGCCGUGGAUGGACGAGCUGAAGGCAAGCCAGGCCAAGAAAACGACGGCCAGCGGCGGCCCGGCACUGGAAAGCAAAUCUCCCGAGCAUCAUGGCACGACGGUCACCAAUCACCACAGCACCGUCAGCAGCAGUAGCAGCGGCCACUUCCACCAUCAGGAAGAGUCGAACGCUAUUUCCAAAUCGUUCCACGCGAGCUCCACCACAACGUCGUCCUCGGCCGGGGCGGGCAAUGUGUCCCGCGCUCGGCUGAUGGAACGUUCGGCCACGACCACGGGUGUGCCGGCGGAGAGCAAUCACCACAACAGCACCAUCACCUCCAGUAACACCGCGAGCGCCGUUAACAGCAACAGUAGUUCCUUCGAUCUUAUUGCUUCGUGCAAUCGGAAGGAACCGGCCACGGCCGGUGCCGGGCUCGGGCUCGGGGCACCCGGUGAACCAAAGCUGGCCACUGGUGCGAUGACGAAAUCGAUGUCCGCCCUAUCGUCAGCGGUCAGCAGCACCACCACCACAACCAAAAUUGCCAUUUCGUCGUCCGCGGUAUCGUCGUCGGAGCACACCAGCAACAACGGUGUCCCGGCGGAUGCGGCGACGACGACGACAACGGGCACCGGGGCCAACACGACCACCACCACCAAUCGGCCCGUAAGUGUGAACCUACGCAACAGUAGCCUGUCGCCGACACCACAGAACCGUAACGCCAAAACGAUCCACAUCGUCGCAAGCAAACCGCCGGCCCCGUCCUCCACGGCCGCCGCCGUGGUCACGUCAACCGAUGCGCUACCAACGGGACCCGCUGUCUCGGCGGACAAUGUGUGCGGUCGGGUGCACGAUCUCGAGCAGAAGGUGCACCGAAUGGAACGCCAGCUGGUGACCCAAAGCGGACUGAUCGACGAGUUGACGCAGCUGCUCCGGGACGAGACGGACAAGGUGCGGACGUUGCAGAAGGAGCUAGAAAAGUACGCGCAGUGCGUCACACAAGUAUGAUAAAACGGUCGCGAUCGGUCGAUCCGCGCGCGACGAUCGCUGGCGUCGAUCGGGCGGGGUACAGUUCGUGUAUAGAGCGGCUAGCGCGCCGUCAUUAGGCAAGAACAUUAGCGUGUAACGUGUGACCAGGGAGCAACCCCGUAGUCCGAUGGCACAAACAUAGCCCGGAGCAAUGAAUGUGGUUCUAGAUUGAGUGUAGAUUAUCCGGCAUGAGGAAUUGAUGGCCAACACGGCGCGCCGUGGUACAUUAAAGUUAUGUACACGAACCAGUGCAGAUUAUUGGCAGAUGGUCCACUUCUGCCGGAGCCGGAGCCGCAGCCGGAAGUCUGCUUGUUGCUCCUUAUCGUCGUGAUUUCUUUGCAUUCUAUUACGCUAUUCUAAGGAAAAUCGAUUUGUGUACAGUUUCGAAAUAUUCACCACACACUCGGACGCGACGGCAAACUGGAGAAAAAAAAACGGUAAACACUGUUUCCUACUUAUCAUUCCUAGUUCUCUUCUUCAGCCCACUUUGGGGAAAGCGCAAAAGUAUUCACACCGGCGACCGGCGCGAGAACUCGUACGCCCGUAGAAAGGGUCCUACUCAACUAUUGUGUGCAGAUUUUAGUGGGCCCCGGAACGAGUGAGUGCCUCGCAGAACGUGUCAGCGGAACUAUCGGCACUUUGGCCAUAUAUCGCUCGGAGAGUGAAGGGGGCCGUUCCACUCGACCCGUUCGCUGCUGCUGCUGCCGUUCCCUUUCUUCGACAAUUGAUUUCCUGUAACGUAUAUAUCUUAUGCAUUCCGCGCUUGGGCUGGGGGACGGCCAGCGGCGAGCAUUCCGUGAUAAAACAGGGCCACGACGCGGAAUAGGACGACGGGGCACAACAAGAAACACUGCGGGACCGAAAUGGGAAGAGCGCGAACAUGAUAGAAAUAAACGUCGAUACUGUUAGGUCGUACUUAAGCGGAACCGUAACGCAAGCUAACAAAGAGUCAAGACAACAAAAAUCACGCGCCGUAAAUUAGAAUAAACAAUAACAACAAUGACACACAAGGACCCUUUUGGGUCCACCCGAAACACCCGAAAACGGCCCGAAACCUGUCCGGCCAGUGGAGAGAGAAACACGAGUAUUAUGCGGUGGUGGUAGUCGGCUUCGGCGGGGGGAUCGGGGCGAAGAGCGCACCCGCCCCGAUUGCGCGAUUCUUUGCAGGCCAACACGCAGCAGCACCGAUGCGUGACGCGUUUUUGACCGAUUUGCGCUUGUUUGUAGUUUUAUUUUCAGAAGUUAGCGAAAAAAGUAUAAUGUCGAUAAACUUUACACUAAAUGGAGUCCAAUAAAUUGGAGGCA
Molecule: messenger RNA, 5220 nt
Organism: Anopheles cruzii
Lineage: Eukaryota; Metazoa; Arthropoda; Insecta; Diptera; Culicidae
Product: SH3 domain-containing kinase-binding protein 1-like
Exons: 4
Coding region: 1018-3894 (958 amino acids)
Molecular function (GO): protein binding
Source: RefSeq, a predicted model, not a curated record